Molecule: messenger RNA, 2877 nt
Organism: Miscanthus lutarioriparius
Lineage: Eukaryota; Viridiplantae; Streptophyta; Magnoliopsida; Poales; Poaceae
Source: the annotation of a GenBank genome assembly
AUGGCAGCUAGCACUGUGUUCCCUGUGCUGCGCUCCUCCGAGUACUUCGCAAGGCCAUCAAUUGAUGAGCUGGUAGAGAGGGAGGUGGCUGAUCCUGGCUACUGCAGCAGGGUUCCAAACUUCAUCAUAGGGAGGGCUGGAUAUGGGCAGGUUAGGUUCUUGGGCGACACUGAUGUGAGGGGCAUUGACCUGAAUGAAAUUGUCAGGUUCGAAAAACACUAUGUGGUGGUUUAUGAAGAUGAGACUUGUAAGCCACUUGUAGGGCAUGGUCUUAACAAAGCAGCAGAAGUGUCCCUGCUGCUGAGUCUGAAGGAUCUUCCGGAGCCCAGUAUCCUUGUUGAGGUGCUAAGGUGUUCUGCAAGAAAGCAAGGUUCUAGGUUUCUUUCAUUCAAUCCAGUGAGUGGAAAAUGGAAAUUUGAGGUUGACCAUUUUAGUAGAUUUGGGCUUGUCGAUGAGGAGGAAGAGGAUGCUGUGAUGGAUGAGGCAGCUGUUCGGCAGCCAAUUACUGAAGUAAGAGAAAGAGAUCCACCUUCAAAUGGUCAUGAAAUUGAGCUUUCCCAUUCAUUGCCUGCUCAUCUCGGGCUUGACCCUGCAAAGAUGCAAGAAAUGAGGAUGGUGAUGUUUUCCAAUGAGGAAGAAGAUGAAUAUAUGGAGGAUGGGUUCCCUUCUGACGAGAGGUACGUUAGCAAAGAAAGGAUGAAUGUGGAUUCACCUGCCUCAAGCGGUAAAGGUUUGAGGUUAAGGCCUCUCUCUCCCUUGCACAUGUCUUCUCAGAAGGCUGGCAGGAGAUCUGGUAUGCCGGUUCGGAAAGAACCUCAGGCACUUUUGGAAUACAGUAUGAAUUCUUCAGAUCUUGGCCCAUCGACCCAGGGUAUUCUUAUGUCUGGGCAAAACAGAGGAUUUCCAGUGAGUAUGACCAAGGUGGAUGGUUUUAAGCUGCCGGCUGACCAAGAAACUCCUGUUGCUGGAAACAUGUAUACUAAUUGUGUAGUGGAUGCUGCUUUAUUCAUGGGUAGAUCAUUUCGUGUUGGUUGGGGACCAAAUGGUUUACUUGUACAUUCAGGUAGUCUGGUCAAUAAUCCUGGAACAGGCCUAUCUUCUGUUAUUCACAUAGAGAAAGUUGCAAGUGACAAAGUUGUGCGUGAUGAUAAGAACAAGAUUAAGGAUGACCUAACAGAACUAUGUUUUUCUGAUCCAAUGGACCUCCAUAAGAGUCUUGAUCAUGAGUUUCUGGAGACUGAGUCUGACUCGUUCAGAUUAAAGCUUCAGAAAGUCAUGGCAAAUCGUUUGGUUUUGCCUGACAUCUGCAGUAACAGUGUGGGAGUUAAUCAGGGUCUUGUUCUCAGAAAGAGCAACUGGAGAGCAGACUUCAGCAAUUGGUUACAGGACAGUGUUUGCCAUCGGGUGCAAGGAGAGGUGAGCUCCUUAAAUGAUGCCAGGUACUUGGAACAUAUCCUUCUUCUUUUGACUGGUCGACAAUUGGACACGGCCACAGAAAUUGCUGUCUCAAGGGGUGAUGUUCGGUUGGCAAUCUUGCUAAGUCAGGCAGGUGGGUCAAUGUCAAAUCGAUCUGACCUUGCUCAGACACUGGAUCAGUGGAAAAUGAAUGGUCUAGAUUUUGAUUAUAUAGAAGAAGACUGGUUAAAGGUAUAUAGGUUGCUUGCUGGUAACGUACAGGCUGCUUUUCUUGAUUCACCAAUUGACUGGAAAAGGUACCUUGGUUUGAUUAUGUGGUAUCAAUUAUCACCUGAAACACCACUUGAUAUUAUCAUUCGUUCUUAUGAUCAACUCCUUGGUGAGGGAAAAGUUCCCUAUCCUGUUCCUGUAUAUAUAGAUGAAGGACCUCUUGAUGAAGCGCCUCAGUGGUCCCCAGGUGACCAUUUUGAUAUCUCCUUCUACCUAAUGCUUCUUCAUGCCAAUCAAGGCGAGAAGUUUGGGCUGCUAAAAACUAUGUUCAGUGCAUUCUCAUCUUCAUUCGACCCCUUGGAUUAUCAUAUGAUAUGGCUUCAGCGUUCGAUUUUGGAAGCUGUUGGUGCUUUCAGUUCAAAUGAUCUUCACUUGCUAGAUUUAAGUUUUGUUUAUCAAUUACUUUGUCUUGGGAAGUGCCAUUGGGCUAUCUAUGUCAUUCUACACAUGCCGUAUCUUGACGAUGCCCCAUACAUUCAUGAGAAAUUAAUCAGGGAAGUUUUAUCACAAUAUUGUGAGUCAUGGAGUAGAGAUGAUGCUCAAAGGCAAUACAUUGUGGAACUUGGUAUACCAGAAGAAUGGAUGCAUGAAGCUCUGGCUCUUUAUCACGAAUACUAUGGAGAUAAGCAGGGUGCACUGGAGAAUUUUAUUCAGUGUGGCAACUGGAAGAAAGCUCAUGCUAUUUUCAUGACUUCUGUUGCUCAUUCUAUAUUUCUGUCAUCUAACCAUCAGGAGGUCUGGAAGAUCACAAGUGCCUUGGAGAACCAUAAGUCUGAAAUUGCUGACUGGGACCUUGGUGCCGGAAUAUACAUAGACUUCUACAUUCUAAAGAACUCAAUGCAAGAAAGAAAUGCCAUGGAUGAUUUGGAUUCACUCGAGGAGAUAAGUGAAUCAUGCAGAAGUUUCUUUGGCCGAUUAAAUGAUUCAUUGUUAGUCUGGGGAAGCAAAUUACCUGUUGAGUCAAGAAUACUCUCUGGGCUUGCUGACAGUGUUAGGUAUGACAGGGCAUGCUACUCGAAGAUAGCAGAGGAGCUAUGUGAGCUUCUUGUGGACACCCCAAGCGAGACGCUGAAUCUACCCAUGGGAUGUCUUCAGACGAUGCUCAACGCUCCAGUUCCUGAUGAAAUCAGGUCGUCGUACCUGCAGGAUGCACUCAGCGUCUUCACCGAAUUUCUUUGCAGCGAUUCAUAA